Molecule: messenger RNA, 3535 nt
Organism: Magallana angulata
Lineage: Eukaryota; Metazoa; Mollusca; Bivalvia; Ostreida; Ostreidae
Product: sodium- and chloride-dependent taurine transporter-like
Exons: 13
Coding region: 404-2383 (659 amino acids)
Biological process (GO): sodium ion transmembrane transport
Cellular component (GO): membrane
Source: RefSeq, a predicted model, not a curated record
CUACGCCGUGCACAGGUAAACUAACGGAGCACUAGGGACACUGUGUAGGGUAUUGAUCUAGUAGACCCUCCCUUCCUUGGGAUAUUUAAUUUUUUUUCUUUGUGUACCGGUUUUAAACAUUUUUUCAUGUACGGAAAAGUAUCAAUAGAUCAUUUCACUUUAAUGGGUGGAUUGCUUUGCUGAGCUUCCAGGGCGUCAAAAUCUGGGAAAGAAGCCCUUUUGCAAGCUUGGCUGAUUUUCUUAUCUGUGCAUAUUAAAUUUACACACACAUAUACCAAGUGACUAAAGGUUUCGUUUAAUUUCAUCGGGAAUAUCGCAUUGUGGAUAUAUACGCCAAGAACUUUUAACGGGACUAGCUUAGGGGUGGUUGUCGUUGUUGGUGUGUUUCCUAAACUUCGCAAAAAUGGGAAAGGAUAAGAAAAGCAAUGGUGUGGAUAUGGAAAUUCAAGAAGAGCAUGCUGAUGGUGUCAGAAAGAGGGAAACUUGGACCAACAAGAUCGACUUCUUGCUCGCUUGUAUUGGGUUUUCGGUGGGAUUAGGAAAUGUGUGGCGUUUUCCAUACCUUUGCUAUAAAAACGGUGGAGGUGCUUUCCUCAUUCCGUACUUUAUAUUGGUCAUCAUUGGAGGCGUGCCCCUGUUCUUCCUGGAAUGCUCGGUGGGACAGUUUAUGGGCGUGUCCGGGUUCAGGGCCUGGUCUAUCUGUCCCUUGUUUCAAGGCAUUGGAAUAUCUUCCACAAUAGUUGUCUUCUUCCUGAACUGUUAUUACAACAUUAUUCUCUGCUGGUCCUUCUACUACAUGUUUAGUUCCUUCGCCCUUGAGCUUCCAUGGGUAUCAUGUGGAAAUAGUUGGAAUUCGAAAUAUUGUACCGACUUCUCAAGCGAAGCGGCUGAAAGCCCGUUUGUCAAAAAUAUCUCCAGCAUGGACAACUUUCAAAAACUUGUCUGUAGCAAUGCGACAGAAACGUAUUAUGCGAUUUUCAACGAGAGUGGGACCAUCCGUAACGAAAGCUAUUCGACUGCUUGUGUGCCAAGCCAUUUACGAUUGGAUUCCGUACAAGAGUUCUGGGAAAAUAAAGUCCUCAAUAUAUCUGAUGGAAUCGAACCUGAGAAUAUGGGUGAGAUCAAAUGGGAUUUGGCCUUGACCUUACUAUUUGCGUGGGUGGUUGUUUACUGUUGCAUCUGCAAAGGCAUCAAGUCUUCAGGAAAGGUCAUGUAUGUGACUGCUACUUCGCCAUAUUUGUUCAUGGCGGCGUUGCUUAUCCGGAACGCUCUUCUUCCGGGCUCCCUGAAUGGGGUCAUCUUCUAUUUAAAGCCAGAUCUCUCAAAACUGAACGACAUGGAGGUAUGGGUUGAUGCGGGAACUCAAAUUUUCUUCUCGUAUUCAAUUGCCAUUGGUGCCCUAACAGCGCUUGGAAGUUACAACAAGUUCAAUCAUAAUUCCUACAGGGACUGUAUCAUUUUUGCCUGUGCAAAUAGUGGCACGAGUUUCUUCGCUGGAUUCAUCAUUUUUACCAUUCUAGGACAUAUGGCGGAGGUCCAAGGGGUGGACAUCAAGGACGUGGCGGCUGGGGGUCCAGGACUAGCGUUCAUUGCCUACCCUAAAGCCGUGUCUCUUAUGCCGGGGGCACCGAUAUGGGCCAUCCUCUUCUUCCUGAUGUUGAUUCUGUUAGGACUGGACAGUCAGUUUGUGGGUGUUGAAGGCGUCAUUUCUGCCGUGGUCGACCAAUGGCCGAACCUGUUACGAAGGGGUUACAGAAAGGAAAUCUUCAUCGGGAUUGUCUGUAUAUUAAACUUCUUUAUUGGACUUUCCAUGGUUUCGCGGGGCGGAAUGUACGUCUUCCAACUGUUUGACUACUAUUCAGGGAGUAAAAUCAUUCUCUUCAUUGCAUUCUUCGAGUGCAUUGCCAUUGCAUGGAUAUACGGAGUGAGGCGCUUCUAUGACAACCUUGAGAUGAUGCUUGGGUUCCGAAUCAACCCCUACAUGAUGGUAUCCUGGACCGUUCUCUCGCCUAUUUUCUGUAUGUGUGUCUUUAUCAUGAGUGUGGUCAACUACUCUGAACUAGACUACAAGAGACCCACAAAGCCACUCUACAAGUUCCCCACCUGGGCAGUGGGGAUUGGCUGGGGCAUGGCUGCCUUUGCUGCCAUCUGGAUUCCUCUGAUGAUUUUGUAUCGAUUCUACGAGAGGGGCAUAUCAAGAGAAACAAUCACCUAUUUGAUAACCCCACAAGGACUGAAGAACCAUCAACUUCGCCCUCAGGAUAAAAAGGAAGGGACCUCUGCCGACAAAUACCGCACCUCCAACCCCCCGCCCUACCAGGAGAAGGGCACUGCUAAUGAAGGAUUCCAAUCCAACUCUACGCUCGACAACACCAAGUUAUAAACUCAGAAGCCUUUAGUUUCAUAACUACGUGUAAAUAAAUGUAUAUUGGUGUUCAUACAACUAACAAUUGCUCAGAUUUUUUUUAUACAAAUUAUAUAUUUUUAUAGUAACACUAUGAUAUUGAAGAUUUUAUUUGUAUUAAAUUACAUUCCAUUUAUGACUGGUAUGUACAAUUUUUAAGUUCAAAGUGUAAUGAUAAUUGAUCUAUCAUGGUUAUUAAUUAAUUUUUUUUGUAUAAUGAAAAAAUUUUGUACUGUACUAUUUAGGUUUAUUAAAGUUUCUGAAAUCCUAUCAAAUAACAAUGUAGCAUGUCAAGGAAUAAAUGGAUUGAAGUAUUAUAUCCAUAUCAUAUAAACUAAUUAAUAUUAUUUGAAAAUAUCUAUCCUUGAUGUAUCAAUUUAAAAAAAAACAUUCUUUAAAAAAAAGAUACUCUUUAGGCAUUCCGACUGUAUUUUUUGUAUAAAACUUUAAAUUACAGAAAAUCUUCAUACAUUCUAAGGGCAUUAAUUAAUGUCUGACGCAUUACCAAGUAAAUCACUGAAAAAUGAGCAGCCUUAAAAACUUUUUCAUCCUGAGUAGGAUAUAUGUCCCAAAAUCGCAUAAUUUACAACUUACAAAUUUGUAAAAUUUUAUCCAGAAAGCAAAAAUAUAAAACAAGCACCAUCUAUUUCUAUAUGGGGUUCCUGAACUCUGGUUAUGUGGUUAUAAUGUAACCAAAAGGUUGCUGGGUUGAAAUCUUUAUCCACUGUGGAUGCUUGGUGUUAAAUAAAGGAUUUGUCUCUUAUCCACUUGUCACCUCAAGGCUUUAUGCAAUAUAUUAUAUGUAGUAAGCUUAAUUUUUCCCUGUUCUAUCUUCAAAUGUAUAUUGUUGUAGAAUUGUAGCUCUGCAGGGAAAUUCGGGUAAUAUGUUCUGAAAACCCCUCAAAUUUUUCUGUUGAAAUACAUUUCUGCAGUAACAGUUUACCUGUUCUUUUAAAUCCUAGCAAUAAUAUAUUUGUUUUUCAUGUAUUAAAAUAUGGAUUUGUUUGCAUAUCUAUUGUAUAGGUUGUAGAAAUAUACAUACAGGGAUAAUGUAGAUGAGAAAGUUUAUAUUUUAGCACAAUUUUUAAUAAUAAUAUACUCUUUUUGUAAUAAAAUUUGUUUUUUAUGGAG